Messenger RNA from Exophiala xenobiotica, 1983 nucleotides. RefSeq lists its product as uncharacterized. The record is from RefSeq and is a predicted model, not a curated record. NCBI's taxonomy places the organism in Eukaryota, Fungi, Ascomycota, Eurotiomycetes, Chaetothyriales, Herpotrichiellaceae. The transcript has 4 exons. Bases 1 to 1983 code for a protein of 660 amino acids.
AUGUUUUCCGCCGGUCGAAGAAACUAUUGGAUUGAACGCGGACCCGAUGGCCGUCUUCGUGAGGCACGUGACGCUCCGGCUGAACCUGAGGCUCGCUACCGUUCCGCUGAGAAACGACCCGCCGACGACGAGGUAAUCAUAGAAGUAGCACCUGCAUCUCCGCACAUCGAUGCGCGGGAAGCGCGCCUCCGCGACAACUUGCCCAGCUUCAGCGAAGUGGACCGACUUCUGAACAUAUUUGUGGCCACCGGGCAAGGACACGGGGCCUUUGCAAAGGCCAAGAAGCAGGUCCAGGAAGAGGCGCGGAGGCGAUUCUUCGAACACUAUUACGGAGGACACGAUGAUGACUUCUAUGAUGGUUUUCCCGACUAUGGAGGCGGACCCGGUCCAGGAGGAGGACCGCCUGGCUUGAUAGUUGUUGACCGAAGGCCAUACAGUUCCAGACUAUCACGUUCGAGGAGGAGACCGCCAGGCGACAGACUAGACAGCCACAGUCGUCACCAUUCGGAGUCUUCCAGGAGCGAUAGUGAUAACGAUCGUUAUCCGUCAAGUGGGAAACGUCCAAAUAGACCUUCUGGUGGAGGACCAUCAACCAACGUAGAGGGAGAGCACAACGUCGUGCGGAACGUCCCAACCGCCAGUGGUCCGUCCUUGGUGCUCUCGAGAAGACCCGAAAGGCGAGCAGCCCUGCAAGUAUCAGAAACGAGACCUGAUGAGAUAGUGCCUGUAAAUCCACUUCAUGAGCGGCGGCAUGUCAUCAUCCAUCAGGAGGAGGAUGUCGCCGAAGAACAGGUCCUUCGCCCAGUCCGCAUGCCCCAGAGAUAUCAGCAAGCUCGCAGGUCAAUGCAGCCAACAGUGCAGGAUGUUUCGGAGGACGAAGACGAAGUCGCACUCGCCUCACUGCCUUCCGAAGAAGAUGAUUUGCGGAUGCAGCCCCCAGACCGCUAUGAACAGCAGGACAACCAUGCCGUUUUUGUUCGAAGAAGACGGGAUCAGAACCACCGCCUUGAUUCGGUCCGCAGACUAUCACCCAAUCGUCGUCACAGCCGACGUGUAAUCAUUCGAGGUGGCGGUGGCCCAGAGCAUACAUUUGAAGAAGACCCAAGUCGAAGUCUCGGCCGCAGAGUUAGGCUUCGGGGAGGGGGAGUUGCGAAUCCGCCAACGAAGACGAGCGCCGUGGGAGCCGAUGUUCUGGAUGAUUAUAACAGGGCCUCAAAACCCAUAGCCCUGUUCUUCUUCUCCAUCAAUAGAGGCAGGAUUAUAUCAAGCCACAGAAAGGAGCACUAUUGGACAUUCCGAGAACUCUACCCGCCUAGAGUUGGAGUUCCCACUGAUCUUGCCCAUCGUUCGGACGUAUGGCUGGUCGACAGAUUGAGAACGCAUUACUGGAUGAUCUGCCGCCGCGGUCAGCGCACGCUCUGGGACCUCGUUUCAAUGAGGACCGUCGGCUUUGCAACAUUUAUUCGGUUUGAACGUACAGUCAAAAGGAGCCAAGAUCCAGGGAAUUAUUUCGUCACAGCACUGGCUCCAGCAAUAUCUGCGGAAGGACAGGAAGCUGUCUCGCAUUUCGUAUAUUUGAUGAACAACCCCCUACAAAGGUCUAAGAUGAUGCUCUUCAUGUUGGACAGACUAGCAGGCUCGACCAAAUGGGCUAACGAUCAUAACGCUUUCUAUGCGGUGGAGAUCAAGGAGACGUUCGACACCAGGAAGAUCUAUAUCGUCCUGUUCCUCUUGAUCCUGAUCAGCACUGGAGCUGGCGUCGCCUAUGCGGUGGUCAGAUCCGAUCCUAGUACCGGCCUAUCAAUUGCCAGCUAUAUCCUGACAUGCCUUUCGCUCAUACUCGCCGUCGUUGCCGCAGGCGAGUGGCUUGGCCUCACAAAGCCUGACGCCUUCUCGUUCGCUUACGAUUGGGUGCAGAACAGAGUGGUCAGCAAGGAGGACGUUGACAACAUAACGGCGGGAAGGUGGUCGAGGAUGCCGUGA